ACAUUUGGAAGUUCAAUGACCACAAUUAAUGGUAGUCAAGCGAAUUCUACAGUAGAUGACCAGCAUUCCAACAACAAUGAUGUUCCAGGUAGCGGGGGCUUUAUUACAAAAGUUACAGCAGAUGUCAUUCGAUCGGCGAUAAAUUGUUAUUUACUCCCACCAGUAGUCCUGUUCGGAUGGAUUGGUAACGUAUUGAGCUUGAUUAUUCUUGGUGGCAAGAAAAUGCGACAGUACAGUACCAACAUUGUUCUUGCUUAUCUGGCCUUUAUAGAUACAUUGUUACUGUUAAUUGCAUUUAUGAGAAAGAUGCCGUGUCUUGUAGGUAAAGCCGAUCCACUCACAGCCCAAACCAUUGAUUAUGUAAUGCUUACUGCACCGUUGAUAUUGGAACUCAUAGCCAGUCGUACAUCUAGUUUGUUAUCGUUGGUUAUAUGCUGUGAAAGAUUUAUUGCCGUUUUCAAGCCUCUGAAAGUCAAACUUUGGGUAACCCCUAAACGGAUGAUAUUUUCUGUAUUUUGA
This is a messenger RNA of Patella vulgata (common limpet), 519 nucleotides long. Its product is annotated as FMRFamide peptide receptor frpr-18-like. Gene Ontology annotation, molecular function: G protein-coupled peptide receptor activity. Bases 16 to 519 code for a protein of 167 amino acids. The record is from RefSeq and is a predicted model, not a curated record. Gene Ontology annotation, biological process: G protein-coupled receptor signaling pathway. Gene Ontology annotation, cellular component: membrane. NCBI's taxonomy places the organism in Eukaryota, Metazoa, Mollusca, Gastropoda, Patellidae. The transcript is spliced from 2 exons.